Sitophilus oryzae (rice weevil) is the source of this 1339-nucleotide messenger RNA. RefSeq lists its product as uncharacterized. The transcript has 2 exons. NCBI's taxonomy places the organism in Eukaryota, Metazoa, Arthropoda, Insecta, Coleoptera, Curculionidae. The record is from RefSeq and is a predicted model, not a curated record. The coding region runs from base 111 to 938 and encodes 275 amino acids.
UAAACAGAAACCACCUGUGAUGUAACCGGCAAAUUUAAACUGAAAAAAAGCUAGAAAAAAAACUAUAAAGUUUUCUUUUUAUUAACAGAAAAAGGUAUUUUCUAGAUUUAAUGUGUGAUCAGGACGAAGAGGGCCCAACAGAUAGGCCGGAAACUUGCUGUUUGUGUCCGUACGACAAAGAGAAACUUUUCAAAAGCCUGAGCGAAAAUUUUACCGAAGUUUACAGAGAAAGUCUGGCGUCAGUUCGAAAUUUAGUGAUUCAAACGAAUAAUCCAAGUUGUGCAGACGAGAUAUUGAAUGAAGUUGUUUAUAAAACUCUGUCAGGACUGUACUUAACUGACGAUCCCAAUACCACAAUGGAGAUCAUAAAAAGAAAGAUUAGUAAUCUUCGCCUAGCUUUACAGAAUGAACUGGAUAAUGUAAAAAAGCCGAAGAAGCCACAAGAAUCAACCGGCAAUGUCUAUACUCCGGAAUUAUUACAUUAUGAUCCACUAUCAUUUAUCUCUGAUCAAAAAGAGCAAACUUAUAGAUCAAAUGAGGAUAGUGACUGUAAUUUGGCUCAAGAGGAUAGUUGUGAUGUUUUAUCUACUUCGAAACUCCUUUCAAAACAAAGUUCCUCAAGUAGACUGUCCCAAAAAGCUGAUUCUACAGAAGUUAAAACUAAGACAAUACAAAGUUUGACUGAAAAAAAUAAGAAUAAACAAGAAGAGAGCGCAAAGACUGAACAACUAGACUGCAACGAAGACUUGAUUAUAACUGGAAAAUAUAUUGUAAACAAAUUAAAGGGCUUAUCCAAGGAUAAACUGGUUUUAGCUGAGAAACUGAUAAUGGAUGUUCUUUUUACAGCGGAAAUGGGAACAUUAAGUAUUCAUAGCAGGAUUGUACACGGCGAGCCAAAUGUACAAGAUCUCAAACCUUCAAAAAAGGGUAAAAAAUAGCCAAAACGGGAAUUUUGCAGUAUUUUUUGAGGUUUUUUUUGUGGGUGUUACCAGAAUAUUUUGAGUUGGUAUUUAGAUUUAAAUUUAUAUUUUUUUUCCUAGAGAUUUUAUUGAUUUCUUUGAUAAAACAUGUACUGAAUUUGACUAUUUUUUUUAAAUUUAAGGAAUUUAUUACUUGAUCUUAGAGUACGAAGUUAUUAAUAUUUGACUGAAACUGAUAUAUUUUGUUGUUGAAUUAUUUUUUUUUACUUUUUAUAUAGACAUUUAUAGAGUUAUUGUUUUUGAUGUUGUUAUGUAUAGAGAAUAAAUAUAUUUUUUCAAAAAAUCAAACAAUAAAAGGUGUUCCAUAAGUAAGCUUAAAAUGUAUAUAUUGUCUUAUGAUUAAAAUGUGGUAUUAUCGA